AGACGGGGUGACAAAGAAGAACUUGAUUUCAUUCUUCAGCCAUUGGUUUCUGCGUUGGAUGACCUGAUCAUCUGCAACAUGUUGACAGAAGAGGACUUUUGCUUUAAACACCGGUCCCGCUGCUGCAGGGGUUCCUCCCCGGCCCUUCCACCCGCUCCUCUUGUUUCCAGGGGGACGGUGAGGGUUGGGACGUGCAGUGGCCUAGCUGCUUCCCUGGGCAGCGGGAGGUUUAUUUCGUAUUUAUAAUACUACAUGAGACUGGAAUAAUGUUGACAAUACGAUCAAGUUCACACUGCUUAGCACAAGUGUUGAAAACAAAAGUGGCACAAGAGAGAGCUAUUUCACUAUGCCCUGUCCAUGGAAACAUACACAAGCUGUCUUCUGUCCAUGAAGUUUCUAAAUUCAGCACAAAGAAGCUUGUCAGUGUUAUUUAUCCAUUAAAAAUCUUGGAACAGUACCUGGUGAAGAAUGUAAAUAAAAUGAACUUCCAGAUGUUUAAUCCAAGUUUUCAGGAUAUUGCUGCUGCAGAACAAUUCUUCAUGCCUUCAAGAAAGCACAGUAUAGAUUAUUUCACCUCUGCUGUCAGGAUUGAUCAUGCACCAGUGACAUCCCAACCAGAGGUGUGUUUUAUAGGAAGGAGCAAUGUUGGAAAGUCUUCAUUGAUAAAAUCGUUGUUUUCUUUGGUUCCUGGAAUUGAAGUUAGAGUUUCAAAAACUCCUGGGCAUACAAGGAAAAUGAAUUUCUUUAAAGUGGGAAAAGCAUUUACUGUGGUGGAUAUGCCUGGUUAUGGGUACAAGGCACCUUCUGAUUUUGUGGAAAUGGUGGAGAUCUAUCUUCAAGCAAGACAAAACUUAAAGAGAACAUUUUUAUUGUUGGAUGGAUCAAUAGGAAUCCAACAAGCGGACCAAGUAGCAAUUGAGAUGUGUGAGGAGUUUGGAAUUCCAUAUGCUAUAGUAUUAACAAAGAUUGACAGACCUCAGCAGGGCAAUCUGUUGAAGGUGAUUAUGGGCGUACAAGAAGUGAUAGAGAAGCAGACUUUGGGGUGUUUUCCUCAGCUGUUCCCUGUGAGUUCUUUGAACUACUCUGGAAUUCAUCUUUUAAGAUGCUUCAUUGCACAUGUAACUGGAAAUCUUCAGAUUAAUAAGGAUAUCUCCAAUUUGUCAUCAACAAUGGAAAGUUCUGAAGGGAUAUGAAAAUUGAAAGUCACCAUAACAAGACUGAAGUUAAGCACUGAAUUCAUUCAACUUACCUGUCGAAUCGAGACUGCAAACCUAAGAUUUAACCCAAUUAUGAUGCUGUGUAUGUAAAUUAAUAAGAAUUAUUACAAAAUUUUUCAUCCUGUAUUGUGUACAGACUGUUGAUACGCCUGAUGGUAAAAUCAGUUACUCUUGGUCUAAAAUCGACCGAGCAUUAAAAAUCAUAGAUUUCUAUAUGUAAUUACUCCAUUCUGGCCGGUUCGGUUACCAUAAUUGUAAAUAGAAAUUAUUUUUAUGGUGUCCUGUGGAAGCGUGGCUUGUUUUGAUUGAAAGCCAUUUCCAUCAUAAUUGAUCAGUUUUAAAACUGCUGUUGCUCUUCCUGUUGGUUGGCUGCACCUAGUGUCCAGUUUCAAACACCGUGGUGGUAUCAAUAGUAUCUCGUGUGAAAGUUUUGCUCUCUUUCCCUUUGACCCCAGAACUAUCCGGUAGGUAAUAUCCGUGCGCACUUUUAAUGCUGUAUGUUUGUGGCAUAUUUAGUUCUAUAGUUUGUGUAACUUGGAGCAAAUGUUUGGUUGAAUUUUUUACUGUUUGUAAA
This is a messenger RNA of Mobula hypostoma (lesser devil ray), 1791 nucleotides long. It is a transcript of the gene gtpbp8, whose product is annotated as GTP binding protein 8 (putative). The transcript has 8 exons. The coding region runs from base 267 to 1193 and encodes 308 amino acids. The record is from RefSeq and is a predicted model, not a curated record. NCBI's taxonomy places the organism in Eukaryota, Metazoa, Chordata, Chondrichthyes, Myliobatiformes, Myliobatidae. Gene Ontology annotation, molecular function: GTP binding. Gene Ontology annotation, cellular component: mitochondrion.